AUGUAUCGGAAGUUGUCUAAGUUAGAACACUCGGAAAUAAAACAACUUCUUACAGAAGCUAAUAUAGAUGUUGCAAAGCAUUACGCAACAAACAAAAAAGCACUCGCUGACAUCCUCAAUGACUAUAAUGGUGCAAUAAGUUAUGAUAGAAUUCAUGAGUUCAUAAAGCCGCAACGCGGCGAGGACGAAGUCCAUGCAAGAGCAUUUCCUUUAAAUGACGUUGCUAUUGACUUAUAUCAUAGACGUUCAGUACCUCAUGAAGUAAGAAGAGAAAUGUUUGACAUAACAAAUGCAAACGUUGGUGAAACAAGAAGAAGAGACGACACACUGAAACAACAGAGAA
Messenger RNA from Trichomonas vaginalis G3, 343 nucleotides. RefSeq names its product organellar and viral DNA polymerase type B. The record is from RefSeq and is a predicted model, not a curated record. NCBI's taxonomy places the organism in Eukaryota, Parabasalia, Trichomonadida, Trichomonadidae. The transcript has a single exon. The annotation marks the transcript as partial.